Messenger RNA from Cicer arietinum (chickpea), 1293 nucleotides. RefSeq names its product protein S-acyltransferase 11-like. NCBI's taxonomy places the organism in Eukaryota, Viridiplantae, Streptophyta, Magnoliopsida, Fabales, Fabaceae. Gene Ontology annotation, molecular function: palmitoyltransferase activity. The record is from RefSeq and is a predicted model, not a curated record.
CGCAUUCUUCAAAGUUUGAGGAUUUUUCAGAAAAAAUAAAAUAAAAUAAAAGUUUGAGGGUUGAAUUUAGCUUCCAUUUCUAAGCCAAAUCGAUACUUUCAUGGCUUCUUCUUCGCCCGAGUUUGAAAAUUUUGUAGCUUCCUUGGUUGCUCAUGUAAGUCACAUAUAGGAGCAAUGUGGAGCUGAAGUUACUGAUAAUUAUGAGACGACAUGCUGGGGCUGUGGACUGCGUGUUAUGCUUCCAUCAUGUGCACCCGUUUUCAAAUGUGGCUGGUGUGGGGCAAUUACUGAUCAAAACAAAAAGAAACGUGAUCAAAGGUGCUUUGGUUGGAGAGUGCUGCGUGAUCGAUGCUUUCUUACUGUUGUCAUCUUAUUCAUGUUCUUUGUAAUAUUUGGUGGGGUGUGGGCAAUCUACCCUGUAGUCUUUUCAAUCAGUCUUCUUUGGGGAAUUUUUCACUCAAUCAUUACAACAAUAUUGGCAAUAGCUACAGUUUCCUUUUUCAGCCUUGCAGCAUUUAGGUGUGCUGGAACACCACCAAAUAUAUUAUGGGGAAGCUACCCCACGGGAGGGAAAGGUGACCUUGAAAAUUAUACACUCUGUCACUACUGCACGAAGCCAAAGUCACCUAGAGCACAUCAUUGUCGUUCGUGCGGAAAAUGUAUACUUGACAUGGAUCAUCACUGCCCAUUUAUUGGGAACUGUGUUGGUGCUGCUAAUCACCACAGCUUUAUUUGCUUCCUAAUUUCAGCAGUCUUGAGCACAAACUAUGUCUCUAUAAUGUCUGCAUAUGCUAGCUUGCACAUGUCGCCACCAUUUUUAUACUCCCUCGGACGCUUAAAGGGGACUACUGGCCGAGAUCUAGCAUGGAAACUUUUGAAUGAAAUUUUCGUCGCCUUCCUGAGAUCUGCGCUGUUUCUAUCCUCUAGAGGACUUGUUCUUGUGUAUCUGUUUAUCGCGAGUGUUUCACUGCAGAUAGGAUUAAGCAUUCUUUUAUGGCAGCAGCUCUCUUUUAUAUAUCAGGGGAAAACAUAUCUGAGUAACUUAAGUUCACAGACAGAUAAUGAAGAAGAAGAAGAAGAAAAGAAAGAUUGCCAAAAUCUUGUUAGAUUUUUCGGUUUUCAAUAUUUUGUGACGAGAUUUUUGUCAAACUUCUGGGUAACUCGGAAGAGACACAACAAAUAAGCUGAAACUGUCAUGUUAUGUAGUCAAUGGUAUGUGACUCUUCUUGACAAUUUGUAUCAAAAUAUUUGUAUCUUUUAAUAUAGGUAAAUAAGAUAUUUCAGAAAAGACCA